AUGUGUUAAGCAAGGAAGGUGAAUGGAAAACUAAUAAACAAGAUGGAAAAUGGGUGGAAAUACAAAAUAAACGAUUAAGGAACCGAUUUAUUUCAAAAGUUGGUACAGCGGUAACUGGAAGCCAGUCGCGGUUUCGGGCCGCGGUGUGCAGUACAGAGUUAUUCAUAACUAAUGUGCAUAAGGAAACUCAAGAACAGGAUAUUGUUGACUAUAUUUUUAAGAUGACUCAGGUACGGGUAGCGCUUGAGAAAGUCAUAAUGAGAAGAGAAAAGAGACAUAACGCCUUCAAAUGCAGUGUGCCUUACAGCAAAUUAAGUUUAUUUUUAAAUGAUAAUAUGUGGCCGGACGGAAUCUCGUUUAGGCGUUUCGUCAAUCUGGGACAACGGAGUGCGGCGGGCGUAAGGCAAUCUCUUAAUGAAUAAGUUAGUUUCUUUUAAUUGCAAGUCAGUGAAGCGUUCGGUGGAGAGUAUCAGGGAGUUAUGUAAGACGUCAGAUAUUAUUGCACUUCAAGAGACAUGGUUGUGGCCUCAUGACCUGUGCUUUCUGGCAGAUAUUGACAAAGAAUUUGGCUACACAGGCACGUCGGCGAUUGAUACUGCGGUUGAUCUGUUUCGAGGCAGGCCGUACGGUGGGGUCGCACUGUUAUGGAAGAAAAGUGUUUUUAACAUAGUGAGCGUGGUUAAUUGUGAUAACACUAGAUUAUGCGCAAUUAAAAUAAAAACUGAGAAUAGACAAUUUAUUGUGUUUAGUGUGUACAUGCCAACGAAUUCUAUUGAUAAUUUAUCAUUGUUCACGGAAUGUCUCGGUCAGAUUAGUGCUAUAGUGGAGGAACAGGAAGUGGCGGAAGUUUUUAUUUUGGGAGAUUUUAAUGCCCAUCCCGGUGAGCUAUUCGGUGAAGAGUUGAGUAAUUUUUGCAAGGACCAGGAAUGGAUUUGGGUAGAUGGGCAGUUCUUGGGAGUCGACUCUGACUCUUUCACCUAUAUUAGCGAAGCCCACGGAUGUCGUAGGUGGCUUGACCACUGCUUAGCAACACAGGCAGCAUACAGGUCAGUGCAGAAUGUAAAAAUUGAGCAUAAUGUAUUGUGGUCGGAUCACUUUCCCCUUAGUAUUGAAUGCGACCUUACCAGACUUCAACCAAAAUUAGUUUUAAGUAAUGAUAGUAAUAAUAAUAACAUGUUUAAAAUCAGAUGGGGCGAGAGAAAGGCGCACCAAAUAGAGAGUUAUUAUAAUUAUUGUAACGAAAAACUUAAAUACAUUGAUUUUCCAGAAAAACUGAUAACAUGUAACAGUUUAUCAUGUGAUAAUGUAGAACAUAGGCGCAUUUUGAGUGAUAUGUACUGUGAGAUCAUUAGCAUUUUGUGUAUGGCGGCUGUUAACAGCUAUGAAUCGAAACCUGUUAAGAAAAAGAAGUACAUUACAGGGUGGAAUAGGUAUGUAAGCGGUGCGCAUAAAAGUGCGAGGCAAGCGUUUCAGCAUUGGGUUCUUGUGGGUAAACCUUUGUCUGGCUAUGCCCACAAGGAAAUGUGUGACACUAGAAAAUAUUUUAAAUCUAGAUUGAAGUGGUGUCAAGACAAUGAAGAUCAAAUAAAAAUGGACAUCAUUGCUUUACAUCACUCCAAUGGUAAAUUCCGUGACUUUUGGAAGCACACAAAGAGAUGCAACCCCAAACCUAGUCUUCCUGUAAGUGUAAACGGUGAAAGUGAUCCCCAAAAGAUUGCCAAUUUGUUCAGUAAGCAUUUCAGGGUAGACUCUCCCUUGUCAAGUGUAAAUAACGAGCAGUUCGAUGUGGAGCCCCGUCUUUCUACUGGCCACACUCUUACAUUUAGCGUAAAAGACGUAGCUCGGGUGAUUAAGUCGAUGAAGAGAGGUAAAUCACCGGGGCAUGAUGGGCUAAGCAUCGAACACUUGCAACAUGCGGGGCAACGUGGGGGCAACAUCUACCUCGGGUACUCUGUAUGUUUUUUAAACUUUGUAUUGUGCAUACGUUUCUGCCAUCGCAAUUAACGCAAACACUUGUCGUACCCAUUAUCAAAAGCAAGACAGGUGAUGCAUCCGAUCUAAGCAAUUACAGGCCGAUCUCUCUUGCAACGGUUGUGGGUAAAGUGCUCGACAGUUUGCUUAACAGACACGUAGAGGAACAAGUCGAUUUGCAUGAUGCGCAAUUUGUUUUUCGCAAGGGCUUAUCAACAGAGAGUGCUAUUAUGUGCCUCAAGCAAACUGUCGGCUACUAUACUGACAGAAACACUCCGGUUUAUGCGUGCUUCCUCGACCUGUCCAAAGCAUUUGACUUAGUUUCAUACAAUCUGUUAUGGAAAAAGUUAGGAGCAAUGGGCGUGUCGAGUCAGCUCGUGCAGUUGUUGAAGUUUUGGUACGGAAGUCAGACGAACUGUGUACGAUGGGCCGAUCAACUGUCGGAGCCGUAUAAACUGGAGUGUGGGGUACGACAGGGCGGGUUAACGUCUCCCUUGCUUUUUAAUGUAUAUGUU
Molecule: messenger RNA, 2486 nt
Organism: Cydia strobilella
Lineage: Eukaryota; Metazoa; Arthropoda; Insecta; Lepidoptera; Tortricidae
Exons: 1
Coding region: 415-2004 (529 amino acids)
Molecular function (GO): catalytic activity
Source: RefSeq, a predicted model, not a curated record